Zeugodacus cucurbitae (melon fly) is the source of this 1132-nucleotide messenger RNA. RefSeq lists its product as uncharacterized. NCBI's taxonomy places the organism in Eukaryota, Metazoa, Arthropoda, Insecta, Diptera, Tephritidae. The transcript is spliced from 2 exons. Bases 143 to 1024 code for a protein of 293 amino acids. The record is from RefSeq and is a predicted model, not a curated record.
UAUUUUUUGCUUUCAAUUUGUAGAACAUCAUUAGUGCGUUAGUGUCAGAAGUUUCCUCUAUAAAAAUCAAUGGCAUUCUGCUAUUUGGCAACAAUUACACAAUCGUGUUCCAACAGUGAAGUCUUCGUGAAGCACUAGUACAAUGAAAGUUUUCGUCUGCAUUUUAGCAUCUUUGGCGGUAGUCAGCGCAGGAGGUGGUUAUCUGCCACGCGGCGGCGGUGGCGGAGGUGGUUUUGGCGGUGGUCAUGGCAGCCAUGGUGGCUUUGCUGGCUCCUCCAGUCACGCCAGCUCUGGAUCGUCUGCACAUUCAUCGGGUGGUGGUUUUGGUGGUAGCGGCGGACAUGGUGGAGCCGGACGUUAUGCCGGCGGUUAUGGUAAAGGCGGUGGAGGUGGCGGUAGCGGCUGGAAGAAUGCUGGUGGCCACUCUUUGGGUGGUGCUGGUGCUGGAGCUUAUGGUGGCGGUGCAGCCUUAGGUGGAGCUGGCGGUUACGGUGGCGGCAGAGGUUUCGGCGGUGGACAUGGUGGCGCCAGAAAUGGUGGCCUCUAUGGCGGUGGCACUUCCAGUGUUUCAUUCCACAGCGGAAAUUCUUUGGGUAGCGGUCACGGUAGUGGUCUGGGCGGUGGAGCAUACGGACCUAGCCAUGGUGGUGCUGGACUCGGCGGCGGUUAUGGUAGCGGUGGCUCCUCAUAUGGUGCAAGUAGCAGCGCUUCUGCCGGUUCUCACGCUGAUUGGGGUAUACCAGCUAAUUUUGAUUACACAGUUAAUCAUGGUUCGUCUGGUGCUGGCAAUGGCGGCACUGGUCUUUAUGGCGCCGGCUCUGGUGGUUAUGGCGGUGGUGCGCACAGUGGCGGCGCUGGAUUGGGUGGUGCUCAUGGUGCUAGCUCUGGAUUUGGUGGUGCUCAUGGUGGCAGUGCUGGUUUGGGUGGUUAUGGUGCCGGCGGUGAUUCAGGAUACGGUUAUGCUGCUGGUAGUAGCGCUUCAUCAGCUAGCUCAGCCAGUUCAGGUGGUUGGUGGAAGAAUUAGUUCGAUGCUAUGACCGUGAUUCAACAGAAAAGCUUUCAGUAAAUACUCUAUGUGUAAUUUGGAAAACAAGGAAAUAAAUAUCUGCAACGAUUUUUAAAUUUAUCAAAA